Molecule: messenger RNA, 792 nt
Organism: Knipowitschia caucasica
Lineage: Eukaryota; Metazoa; Chordata; Actinopteri; Gobiiformes; Gobiidae
Source: the annotation of a GenBank genome assembly
AUGAAGUACCACUGUAAGUACCACUGUAAGUACCACUGUAAGUACCACCGUAAGUACCACGGUAAGUACCACCGUAAGUACCACCGUAAGUACCACCGUAAGUACCACCGUAAGUACCACUGUAAGUACCACCGUAAGUACCACCGUAAGUACCACUGUAAGUACCACUGUAAGUACCACUGUAAGUACCACCGUAAGUACCACCGUAAGUACCACUGUAAGUACCACUGUAAGUACCACUGUAAGUACCACCGUAAGUACCACCGUAAGUACCACUGUAAGUACCACCGUAAGUACCACUGUAAGUACCACCGUAAGUACCACUGUAAGUACCACCGUAAGUACCACUGUAAGUACCACCGUAAAAGCACCUCCUGCACCUCUCUCCAGGAGCCUCCUCCUCAGAGCCCUCAGUGCCUCCUCCUGAGAGCCUCCUCCUCAGAGCCCUCAGUGCCUCCUCCUGAGAGCCUCCUCCUCAGAGCCUCCUCCUCAGAGCCUCCCCCUCAGAGCCUCCUCCUCAGAGCCUCCUCCUCAGAGCCUCCUCCUCAGAGCCCUCAGUGCCUCCUCCUGAGAGCCUCCUCCUCAGAGCCUCCUCCUCAGAGCCUCCUCCUCAGAGCCUCCUCCUCAGAGCCUCCUCCUCAGAGCCUCCUCCUCAGAGCCUCCUCCUCAGAGCCUCCUCCUCAGAGCCUCCUCCUCAGAGCCUCCUUUCACAGGAGAGUCUGUGAUGUCACAUCUGCAGAGUCUGUGAUGUCACAUCUGCAGUCUGUGAUGUCACAUCUGCAGAGUCUGUGA